Hyalella azteca is the source of this 1243-nucleotide messenger RNA. RefSeq names its product pupal cuticle protein 36. Lineage: Eukaryota; Metazoa; Arthropoda; Malacostraca; Amphipoda; Hyalellidae. Bases 99 to 884 code for a protein of 261 amino acids. The transcript has 3 exons. The record is from RefSeq and is a predicted model, not a curated record.
AGCGCAUCUGCCCUCUCUGGGCACUAGCCAGCGAACCGCGGCGACGACAACACCUGCUCCUCUCCGACCACCGACUCAGCGCUCCCUCUCACUUCACCAUGAAAAUACAGUUGGCGGUCAUCGCCGUUGUCCUGGUGACAACCCAGGCGAAACCCCAGGGCUACACCGCACCCCUUCCUGGCGGUGGUGGGUUCUCCUCCGGCGGCGGGUUCUCCUCCGGUGGUGGUGGGUUCUCAUCCGGUGGCGGGUUCUCCUCCGGCGGUGGGUUCUCCUCCGGCGGCGGCCUCGCUAUCGGCGGCGGAUGUCCCGAAGGUCAGGCCCGGAAGGCCGACGGGUCCUGUGCCCGAGCACAAAUCACCCGCAACAUUUUCCUGUACGCGGCGCCUCCCCCACAGCAAGUCAGAGUGGGUCCAGCCCCCAACCUCCCUGACCCCAAGGUCCACUACAACUUCGUGUUCGUGAGGACACCCGAGAUCAUCGGAGGCUCCCGCCCAGUUGUGGUGCCACCUCCUGAGCAGAAGACACUCGUGUACGUGCUGACGAGACGCCCUGGUGCCCUGGACCAGGAGGUCAUUGAGGUGCCGUCCACCCCCACGCAACCCGAAGUCUACUUCGUCAACUACGGCGAAGGCGAGAACCCGCAACUGCCAGGAGGCAUCGACCUCCAGCAGGCGCUCAGCCAGUCCGCCCAGCAGGGGCAGAUCAUCGACGGUGGUGCCGGUGCUGGUGCUGGUCACGGUGCUGGAUUUGGUGGCGACGCUGGACUAUCCGGUGGAUUAGGCAGCUUCUCUGGUGGUGGAAGUGGAUUUGUCAGCGGUGGUGCCGGAUUUAUCAGCGGUGGAGGAGUUUCUGCGCCGUCUCAGCAAUAUUCAUCCCCAUUGUAAGGGUCAAAUCUUGUGGAUACACUCAUUUCAACUUCCUAAAAGCUGGCAAAGCCAUUGGAUCUUCACAAUAUCAGAAAACGAAGUGUGGAACUGGUGGAUAGUUCUACUGCCAACCCUAAACCGGAUGGAUAGUUGGAUACAUCCAACACAGCUUGCAGGAUACCAGAUCUAGUGCAUCCACUCGACAGCCAGAAGGAGGCAGGAGGCAAGAGGUGUUGCCGCUACCAAACCAUCGAUUCCCUCUAGGGUUCCAUCGAGCGACCAAAUCGAAUUUAUUAGGACAAGUUCCACUCUAAAUUUAUGUUUGUGAUACCUAAAUGUUACUACCAUUAGAAGAUUGUUUGAUAAACUCUAUUUUU